Molecule: messenger RNA, 2630 nt
Organism: Mesocricetus auratus (golden hamster)
Lineage: Eukaryota; Metazoa; Chordata; Mammalia; Rodentia; Cricetidae
Gene: Ackr1
Product: atypical chemokine receptor 1 (Duffy blood group)
Exons: 2
Coding region: 1577-2584 (335 amino acids)
Biological process (GO): chemokine-mediated signaling pathway; regulation of chemokine production; inflammatory response
Cellular component (GO): membrane
Molecular function (GO): C-C chemokine binding
Source: RefSeq, a predicted model, not a curated record
GGGCGGGGGCGGGGAAAGGGAGCAGAGAGGGGAUCGUGUAUCUUUAUAAUCUUUCUAACUCUCCUGUGCUAAUCUCAGAGGGACCUCCCUCAAUAUAUCUGGAUUAUCCGUGUGGUCAGGCUGCCUCCUUUCUGCUGUUCUCACCUCUGGCUGGGCUGCAUGUAAAUAAGGGCUGUCCUCAUGUCCCUGGCCCCUGGCCCUCAAAGGGUACAGCAUCCUUGCUAUGCCACUCUCUCAGAGCAUCUGUGUGUGGAAUCAAGGGAGAGAGUGUCUGAGUCAUUUGCUUUCCAGAGAACAUUUGGAUUUGAAGCAUGGCAUCCCGCUGCUACCCUGUUACCCCCUGCCCAGCAAUGUUGGCCAACACCAUGAUGAGGGUAAAGACCCCACCAACACCAUCUAGGAAAGAGAGCUUCACUAGUUUUUUUUUUUUUUUGUCAAACUCCCUUUUCUAGCUCCUUCCUGUUCAACAUGAAAUUUAACCUGGGUACCCAUCCUUCUGCACUCCAGUCUGAGGUGAUUAGUGGGAAUCCACCGGCUAAACAUGUAUCCCGUAUUUCUCCUAGCCAGAGAAAUAACAAUUCUACCUCCCAUCAGAAACUUCACUUAUUGCUAAGUUGAUAAGCCAAUGAAGCAUUCUCACAGUCUGUAUGUCUCACAACAACAUGAAUAGAGAUUAUCCAGUGGGCUACAGUCUUACAUUAAAGUAUGCUGUCCCUUGGUCCCUCGGAGCCUAUUUCAAUGUGUCACACCAUGUGUUCUGCUUGUUGUGAGAGAUGCAUUCAUUGAGUCCAUAGGUGGUAAGGCAAAUGCCCAAUUGCUCCCUGAAGGAGAGUCAAUACACAGCCUUGACAGGCCUCCAAGCCUUCUAUCCCUCUUCUGCUGAAGUACACAUACCUCUAGAUAGCAAAGCACACACCCAGGCAUCACCCAACAGCUAGCGCUCAGAUAGGGACACCCAACUAGGGACAACAGAUAAGCAGGUACAUUCCACUGCUGCUCUACCACAAACAAAAGGCCUCCAUUUAAAUGCAUAUUCUCAGUCUAGAAGAAGCCAAUAGCAAAUGCCAUCAGCACACUUUCCCUGCAAACCCGGGAACUUUUGAACUCUUGCCUUGGAUUUCAUUCAAAGGAAUAGAGAACAGAGAGAGUCAUCAGAUGCCCAGUCACUCCAACUUCCCAGAACCUCUCUCUUAUCUCUGCUUCAUAUGUCACCCCUGGCCCCCCAUCCUUCCUUGUUCCUGAAGGAUCCUCCCUUGCUGGAAAGCUUACUGACUCCUUCCUUAUCACCUUUGGGAAAAUUACCCCUUUGUGGCUCUCACCAUGUUACUUUCCCAAAGCCAUUCUGAUCAGCCAAAUCCAACUUCAAAACAGGAAGUCCCGGGACAGUAUCAUGUGUUAGCCUAAGAUUUAAAUAAGCAAUAGGCCUUGGGCAGAGCUUCCUGAGUGUGACCCACACACAUGUCUUGGCUCUGCCCGGAUCCUGAGAGUAUUCAUUAGCCCCAGGCACUUAUCUUGGAGUCACAGCUGCUGACAUAGUCCUGGUCCUGUAGUCUGCCUGCCCUGAGCCUGCAGUGCCAUGGGGAACUGUCUGCACCCGGUGGAAACCUCCUUCUCACUAGACCAGAACGGAACUCAGUUCGCUUUUGAAUAUUUGAAUUAUUCAUAUGAUUAUAACACCACCGACGAAUUAAUGGACAACUACCACAUUGAAGCGGCUGCUCCGUGCCACUCCUGUAAUCUCCUUGACAAUUCUUCACUGCCUUUCUUCAUCCUCACCAGUGUCCUGGGCGUGCUGGCAAGUGGUGCCGUCCUCUUCGCAAUCCUCAAGCCUCUCUCCCACUGGCAGAUCUGCCCCAGCUGGCCUAUUCUGGCACAGUUGGCAGUAGGCAGUGCCCUCUUCAGCUUUGCAGUGCCUGUCCUGGCACCAGGGUUAAACACUGCCCACAACACAGGCCUGUGUUUCCUAGGCUACUGGAUCUGGUAUACUUCAGCUUUUGCCCAGGCUCUGCUGAUCGGGUGCUAUGCCUGCCUGAACCCCAGACUGGGUAUAGGCCAAAUCCGAAGACUCACCUUGGGACUCACUGUAGGACUUUGGGGAGCAGCUCUCCUGUUAGGGCUGCCGGUCACCUUGGCCAGUGACGUUUACAAUGGCCUCUGUACCCUCGCAUCCAACAAGGACCUGGAAGCUUUGAAGUCCACACAUUCUGCAAUCUGUUUUAUCAUCUUCACUGUGUUACCACUGGUUCUUUUGGUAGCCAAGGGGAUGAAGAAGGCAUUGGGCAAGGGACCAGGCCCCUGGGUUAGUGUCCUGUGGAUCUGGUUCAUUUUUUGGUGGCCUCAUGGGAUGGUUCUUAUAUUUGAUGUCUUGGUGAGGUCCAAAAUAGUGCUUCUGCAAUCGUGUCCAUCCCAGCAGAUUCUAGAUGUGAUGCUGAACCUGGCAGAAGCCCUGGCUGUAUUGCACUGUGUGGCUACACCCUUGCUCCUGGCCCUGUUCUGCCACCAGACCACCCGUAGAUCCUUGCUUUCUCUCUCCCUCCCUGUAAGACAGUCUUCUCACACGGAUGCCUUUGCAAUUAAAUCCUAGUUCUUUCCUCACAUGUCAACCUAAAUUAAAAUCUAUACUGCUUUUA